This is a messenger RNA of Acanthamoeba castellanii str. Neff, 897 nucleotides long. Its product is annotated as OST3 / OST6 family protein. The record is from RefSeq and is a predicted model, not a curated record. NCBI's taxonomy places the organism in Eukaryota, Discosea, Longamoebia, Acanthamoebidae. The transcript has 8 exons. Gene Ontology annotation, cellular component: oligosaccharyltransferase complex. The coding region runs from base 1 to 897 and encodes 298 amino acids.
AUGUCGGACUCUCGAGCCUGCUUUUUCGGCGUCCUCACCCUUGGAUUCCUUCUUGCGGCUGCUGGGUCGGGUCCAGACGUGGAGGUGUUGCGAGGCCACACGGCCAAGCUGGGCGCCAGCGAGCUCCUGCAGUUCUCCGACAAGUCCUUCCGCCGCUUUGUCUUCGACCCCUUGGAAGCGGCCCAAAGGCGACCCUACCGCCUUGUCCUCCUCCUCACCGUCCCCAACAGUCCCGCUUGCGGGAUGCUGCGCAAGGCCCUCGGAGCUGUGAAGCGGGCGGUCCAGGGCGUGCCGGGGGUGCCGGACCUCUUUUUCGCCGAACUCAGCUCGGAGAAGGGCAAGCAGUCCUUCAAAGACAUCGGCAUUUCGCACGCGCCCGUGCUGCUGUACGUGCCGCACCAGGCCGACGGCGAAGCGAAGAACCCCGUCCAGUACCGGAUCGAGUCGAUGGAGCACCUGACCGAUCCCGAGGUGGUGGCCGAGUGGAUCGCCCAGAACAGCGGCCUCCCGGUGCACAUUCCGCAGCCGCUGUGGAAGAACCCCAACGUACAGACUGCGGCCGCCGUGUUGACGGGCCUCGCCAUCCUCUACAAGCUGCCCGCCGUCAUUCGCAACUACGACCACCACCUCAUCUACUUCUUCGGCGUCAUGUGUGCGUACGUGUUCACGUUUUCGGGCACGAUCUACAACGCCAUCCACGGGGUGCCGUGGUACGGCCACAACCACCAUACGGGCGAGCCGGAGGUCUUCAUGGGCGAGAUGCGCUCCCAGUACGGAGCCGAGGGCAUCGUCAUCGUCGUGCUCAACCUGGUCCCCGCCCUCCUCUUCAUCCUCCUCACCGCCUGGGUGCGGCUGUUCUACUCCCACAAGGCCCCCUACUACCCGUUCAAGGUCUAG